AUGACGGGACGGGACGCUGUUUGUGAUGGGCGCGUCAGGAGCAGGGCCCUGGUGCCGGGCAGUCCCUCCACGAGUUCGCGCCCUCGAGGAUUUGCCAUCACAGACCUGUUAGGCUUGGAGGCAGACCUGCCCGCUCCCGCCGGUCCCGGGCCGGGAUCCAGCUGUGAGAGCCCAGAGACCUCACCGGGCCCGGGGUCUGGGCUCGGUGGCUCCUGCUUGGCGCGCGGCGCUCUCCCCUUGGGCCUGGGCCUCUUCUGCGGCUUCAGCGCGCAGCCACCCUCUGCUGCCCGGGCGUCCUGCCUGCUUCUAGCCGAUGUGCCGUUUCUGCCAACCGGAGGACCAGAACCUGCUGCCCCGCAGGUCCCCGGCCGGCCGCCGCCUGCGCUCGGUCUCCAGAAGCGCAGCGAGAGCUUCUCCACGUCUGAUGAGGACAGUCUUUCUGAAGACAGGAGUGAUCUGAAAGUUUCCCCUACCCUAGGCAAGAGGAAGAAGCGGAGGCACAGGACAGUUUUCACAGCUCACCAGCUGGAAGAGUUGGAGAAGGCAUUCAGUGAAGCCCACUACCCUGACGUGUAUGCCCGGGAAAUGCUGGCUAUGAAAACUGAGCUCCCCGAAGAUCGAAUACAGGUCUGGUUUCAAAACCGGAGGGCCAAGUGGCGGAAGCGAGAGAAGCGCUGGGGCGGCAGCAGCGUGAUGGCUGAGUACGGGCUCUACGGGGCUAUGGUGCGCCACUGCAUCCCGCUGCCUGACUCUGUGCUUAAUUCCACCGAGGGCGGUCUGCGUGGCUCCUGUGCGCCCUGGCUCCUAGGUAUGCAUAAAAAAUCCACAGGAAUGAUAAGAAAACCAGGAAGUGGAGAUAAGCUGGCAGGACUCUGGGGCUCUGACCACCUAAAAGAAGGUUCUAGUGAGAGCCAGGCUGGAUCUCAGAAAGGCUCAGACCAAGGGAACCCUGAGAAUGGCUUGGAAGAGGUGGCCAUUGAUCUCUCCAGUUCUGCUCGGCAGGAGACCAAGAACGUACACCCAGGGGCUGGUGCUCAAGGAUGUCCUCACUCCACUGGGCUGGAGGGGUGUCAGUCUGAGAAGGUGGGAGCCUUAUGA
Molecule: messenger RNA, 1098 nt
Organism: Perognathus longimembris pacificus (Pacific pocket mouse)
Lineage: Eukaryota; Metazoa; Chordata; Mammalia; Rodentia; Heteromyidae
Gene: Vsx1
Product: visual system homeobox 1
Exons: 5
Coding region: 1-1098 (365 amino acids)
Biological process (GO): regulation of DNA-templated transcription
Cellular component (GO): nucleus
Molecular function (GO): DNA-binding transcription factor activity, RNA polymerase II-specific; transcription cis-regulatory region binding
Source: RefSeq, a predicted model, not a curated record